CUAUUGGUUGAAAAACUAGGUUAGUGGUCCGACAGGCAUGACGGUGAGGAGAAACUGGGUCACCGAUCGAAAAUCGUUUAUGUCACAGUUCUGUGGGUUGCUAUUACACAUUACCAGCGACUUUCAAUGGAUAGACCAAUCUCAUUGGAUCUGCUGGAUAGACGGGUUGCACCAGCUGUUUAAGGGUCAUAUCAUAUUUGGGCACACUGACCACAUCAAACCGGAUAACACUAGGUCAGGCUGAAUCAAAGCAGACUGAUAUCAGAACGGAACAGACCAGACUCAUCCAGACGAUACCCGGCCCGUCCAGGAGGCCUGUUACAGUUUCCUAUCUAGGUAACUGAAGCAGUUCUGUUCUCCAUGUGCAGACUAUUCCCACUCAUAUUUCAGAGAGUCGAGGGCCCAAGAGUGGAUGGAAGGAGAUGAUUUUAACACAGAGGCUGUGAUGAACAUCUGUGAUGACCUGAUGGCAGACCAAAGGAUGGACAUCUCGUCUACAAUGACUGACUUCAUGUCUCCUGGGUCCACUGACCUCAUCUCCAGCUCCAUUAGCACGCCUGGCAUGGACUACACCCGCAAGAGGAAGGGCAGCACUACAGAUUACCAAAUUGAUGGCUUCUCAUUUGAUGACAUGGACCCAGACAAAGAUAAACUGGGAAGUGAUCAACAGGGUCGGAUUAAGAAUGCCAGAGAGGCUCACAGCCAGAUCGAGAAGCGUCGCAGGGACAAGAUGAACAGCUUCAUCGACGAGCUGGCAUCACUGGUGCCCACCUGUAACGCCAUGUCCCGCAAACUAGACAAGCUGACGGUCCUGCGCAUGGCUGUCCAGCACAUGAAAACACUCAGAGGUGCAGCCAACCCGUACACAGAGGCCAACUACAAGCCUUCCUUCCUCUCGGAUGAUGAGCUGAAGCACUUGAUAUUACGCGCUGCUGAUGGUUUCCUGUUUGUGGUUGGGUGUGACCGUGGCAAGAUCCUCUUUGUUUCCGAAUCAGUCUACAAGAUUCUCAACUACAGCCAGAACGAUCUGAUCGGUCAGAGUCUGUUUGACUACCUUCACCCCAAGGACAUCGCCAAGGUCAAAGAGCAGCUGUCCUCUUCUGAUACGGCCCCACGAGAGCGACUCAUUGAUGCUAAAACUGGUCUUCCAGUGAAGACAGACAUCACCCCCGGACCGUCUAGACUUUGUUCUGGAGCCAGACGGUCGUUUUUCUGCAGGAUGAAGUGCAACAGGCCCUCAGUCAAAGUAGAGGAUAAAGACUUUCCCUCCACAUGCUCUAAGAAAAAAGCGGAUCGUAAAAGCUUCUGCACCAUCCACAGCACAGGCUACCUGAAGAGCUGGCCACCCACCAAGAUGGGUCUCGAUGAGGACAACGAGCCCGACAACGAGGGCUGUAACCUGAGCUGCCUGGUAGCCAUCGGACGCCUGCACCCCCAUAUCGUCCCCCAACCUAGCCUGGCAGACAUCAGGGUGAAGCCCACAGAGUACGUCUCCCGACACGCCAUCGACGGCAAAUUUGUCUUUGUUGACCAGAGGUGAGAAAUCCAAAAGAGU
This is a messenger RNA of Cottoperca gobio, 1555 nucleotides long. It is a transcript of the gene bmal1a, whose product is annotated as basic helix-loop-helix ARNT like 1a. Gene Ontology annotation, biological process: regulation of DNA-templated transcription. The transcript has 13 exons. The record is from RefSeq and is a predicted model, not a curated record. Gene Ontology annotation, molecular function: DNA-binding transcription factor activity; protein dimerization activity. NCBI's taxonomy places the organism in Eukaryota, Metazoa, Chordata, Actinopteri, Perciformes, Bovichtidae. Gene Ontology annotation, cellular component: nucleus; transcription regulator complex; cytoplasm. Bases 413 to 1540 code for a protein of 375 amino acids.